This is a messenger RNA of Mugil cephalus (flathead mullet), 2502 nucleotides long. It is a transcript of the gene rcc2, whose product is annotated as regulator of chromosome condensation 2. The transcript is spliced from 13 exons. Bases 186 to 1670 code for a protein of 494 amino acids. Lineage: Eukaryota; Metazoa; Chordata; Actinopteri; Mugiliformes; Mugilidae. The record is from RefSeq and is a predicted model, not a curated record.
GUCCGUCUUUUUUCAUGGCACUGGUUCUACGGUUAUAUGUGGGUGAUUGGUGCGUUCUUGGUUUCCCGUAUGAAUACUUUAUGCAAACCACGUGGUGAGAAAGCAGACUGCAGCUUCUUUUGUUCAAAUCAAUCAAACCGAAGACGGACGGAGAGCGGCUGAAUCAGGAAAUUACUGAUUAAAAGAUGCCACGAAAGAAGGUGACUGAUGUCUCAGGGAAUGGUGGGAUGAAAAAGAAGCGGGCCAGUGGAAAAAGGAAAGAAAGGGACUUUAGUAGCGACGAUGAAUUUGACUACGAACAGGAGAACAACAAGAAACCAAACAAGCCUGCUGUCAAGUCUGGUCUCCAACCUGUCACUGUGGCAGAAGACGUCAAAGAGAAAAUAAAACUUGAGUGCCCAAAGGUAAAAGGAAAACUGCUCAUCUUUGGAGCAACCAACUGGGAUUUGAUUGGAAGAAAAGAGGUGCCCAAACAACAAGCUGCUUUCCGCAACCUAGGCCAGAAUCUGUGGGGUCCUCACCGUUACGGAUGUCUGAAUGAUGUCCAAGUUAGCUCUGUGGUGUCUGGUCCCUGUGCUGCACACAGUCUUUUCAUGACCACUGAGGGCAGGCUGUGGAGCUGGGGUCGUAAUGACAAAGGUCAGUUGGGUCAUGGAGACACUAAGCGUCUUGAGGCUCCCAGGUUAAUUGAGGCCCUGGCAGAACAUGUGAUUGUGUCUGCAGCAUGUGGACGGAAUCACACUCUAGUACUCUCAGAGAAUGGCACUGCAUAUUCUUUUGGUGAAAACAAGCUGGGGCAACUCGGACAAGGCAACCAGACUGAUGCAGUCCUUAGCCCGACCUUGAUUUCCUACAAUGGGCAGCCCCUGGUGAAGGUGGCUUGUGGUGCUGAAUUCAGUAUGGUGGUGGACUGCAAAGGAAAUCUCUACUCUUUUGGAUGCCCUGAAUAUGGACAGCUGGGCCACAACAGUGAUGGGAAGUUCAUUGCUCGGGCCCAGCGUAUUGAGUUUGACUGUGAGCUCAUCCCACGCCGUGUUGCCAUCUUCAUUGAGAAAUCCAAGGAUGGGCAGAUCAUGCCUGUGACUAAUGUGGUUGUCAGAGAGGUGGCCUGUGGGGCUAAUCACACGCUGGUGCUGGACUCUCAGAAGCGAGUGUUCAGCUGGGGUUUUGGUGGUUAUGGCCGUCUGGGUCACACGGAGCAGAAGGACGAGAUGGUUCCCCGACUGGUCAAACUAUUUGAUUUUCCUGGUCGUGGGGCAAGUCAGAUCUAUACAGGCUACCAGUGUUCCUUCGCUGUUAGUGAGAUGGGGGGACUGUUUUUCUGGGGUGUGACAAACACUUCCAGAGAGUCAACUAUGUACCCCAAGGCUGUGCAGGAUCUAUGUGGCUGGAAAAUUCGCAGCCUGGCAUGUGGGAAAAGCAGCAUCAUCAUUGCUGCAGAUGAGAGUACAAUCAGCUGGGGCCCCUCACCUACAUUUGGAGAGUUGGGAUAUGGAGACAACAAACCCAAAUCCUCAACCACUGCCCAGGAGGUUAAGACCUUGGAUGGCAUAUACAUUGAGCAGGUGGUGAUGGGCUACUCUCACUCUCUGGUUAUUGCCAGACAGGAUAACCAGCAGGAAGAGGACAAACUGAAAAAGCUCCCUGAGUACAACCCUCGAACAAUCUGAUUGGACAUCCAACAGCAACUCCUCGGCUUGUUUCACUGCAGCAGAGACCAGCAAAUCUGAGCUGGAAUACCCCACCUGUUAAAUCACUGCUGAUCAUGGCAGUAUGCUAGUGGGAUGGUUGAGGCCAGGGGGGAGUGGCUUAGAAGUAUGCAGGAUAUCCACACAUGUCAACAACCAACGAACUGGCUCUACUCUGAAAUCAGAAGAUGGGACCAGUGAUGAACAGAUUAACACAAUGAACAGUCAAGAGGCACACUUUCCACACCUUGCCCGUCAUACUUCACGAAACUCUUUCCAUUUUGUUAUACAGUCAAACACUGAUGUCUUCAUAUCUCUUUCUCUGUUGUUCUGUCAUCGAAUUUUAAAUGAUUAGAAUUUCACUUUUACAGGUGCUACAGCAACACCCUCAGUCUCCUCCUACUGAGUGGUUUUUAAAGACCAACACUCCAUAUCUGUGCCUUUUUUUAUAAAUGUUUGUUCAAGAUAUGGGAGUAUUUGUCGUUCAGUGGCAUGCACCCAGAACAAAAUAUUCUGAAUACUUAAUGUUACAUUCCCUUAGUUAUUUUUAGUAUUUCUGUCAAGAAUGCAUACAUUCGAACAAAACAACAAUACUUGCUGUUUCCUGUUUCUGUAAAUUUAAGCAAGUUCGUCAAGUAAUUUUGCAGACAGGUUGGAACUUCUAAAACUAGUCCAGUGCAUUGAGGUGUGCUAGAAUAAAACUACUUAAAAAAUAGUGAAUGUUUUUCUUCAAUUUGGACCAAAUUUGUUUUUUAAGGGUUAAAGUUCUCUGGGUGACGGUUUUUAUUUGGCUAAAUAAAGAAAUGUAAAUUAA